AUGACGACUGGCUUUCAAAAGAGUCUUCUGGGUCUCAGUGUCUUCAUGACCAUCGUCCUGGUUGCCGUUCUGACCAGUAAAAAGUUCGCUUUGGAAGCCCGGCGGAAUGCUCUGCUACUGGAAAUGGUAGCGAACAUUAGCACCGACUUGGAUAAACUGGACGACGGCUUCGACAUCAUCGCGUCGAGAACGGAAGUGGCUAAAGGUCAACUCCGAAAGCUCGCGACUUUACAUAGAGACAACUUGAUGAUAUGUGCUCUACUUCACGAAAAACACGAGAAGAAUGCUGAUCAUUCGUAUGCUGCUGAUCUCCAUACGCUAGGGUCAAUCACGAAGCCAUGGAAAGAUCAGCUUCCGUCUAAGAAGCGCUAAAAGUUCCCCGAAACUUUGGAAGCGCUGCUCACCUACAUACGUACAAUCAUCC
Messenger RNA from Neodiprion fabricii, 424 nucleotides. RefSeq lists its product as uncharacterized. NCBI's taxonomy places the organism in Eukaryota, Metazoa, Arthropoda, Insecta, Hymenoptera, Diprionidae. The coding region runs from base 1 to 372 and encodes 123 amino acids. The transcript is spliced from 2 exons. The record is from RefSeq and is a predicted model, not a curated record.